AUGACUUUACCAUCUACUAUUUAUUCACGUUUACUGGUCCGUCAUCAUUGGUUUGUACUUGCUUUUGUCGUAUUUAUUUGCAUAACACUAACAAUUAUUGGUCUUGUUUUUACACAAUUACCUGAUUUUUCUGAUCCAAGAAUAGGAUGGGGAGCACGUGGAAAAGGAACAAUAUUUUCACAAUUAAUGGUUUUACGUCAUGCAUCAGAAAGAUUCCGUCUUGCUUAUGAAAUACCAUUAGAUACAAGUGAAUUAUUUGGUGCAUUUGCACAAUUUGUUAAUGUAACUGUUGAUCAACUUGAUGAAAAUUCAUAUCGAUCUGAUAUACUUGCUAAACAUGAUUUAUGGAAAAAAAAACAAUCUAAUGAAUUAUAUGAUUAUAGAAAUUUAAAUGAAUCAUUUUAUGAUAAUGAUAUAGAUGACAAGGAAAUAUUUGAUUAUAAUGAUGAUGAUGAUAAUGAAAAUUCACAAUCAGCAUUAAUUUAUCAAUGGCAUCGUGAUCGACAUUUUGAUAUUCAAAAUAUAAUAACAAAAUAUGUUGAUGAUAAAUUGAUUAAUAUUACUGUAAUGGAUUUUGUUAAAAAUCUACCACAAUUUAAUAGAAAUAAUUAUCAAGCAAGUCGAUUACCAUUUGAAAUGCUUCGACCAUAUGCUUAUCUAUUUGAAGAAAAAUAUCGUGGUCGAUCAGGUCAUGAUGGUAUGAUAGAAUUUUAUGUUGAACGUACACAGCCAACCGAUGAUUUGUUAUCUCUUAAUCAUUUACGUUCCAUUUGUAAAUGGGAAACAACAUAUAAACAUAUUCUAUCCCUUGAUAAUGUUCCAAGUCUUUCAUUAGCAACAUUUGUUGCAUUAUAUUCAUCAAAAAAUGAUUGUAAAUUAAUCACAGCUGAUGAUGUUGAAUAUUUUCGUUCAAUACUUCAUACAUGUUUACCAUAUUAUAUAAAUGGUUAUAUGGAUGUACCAUUAAGUGAUCAAUUUCUUAAUCGUGUUGUAUUACAGCAUCAACCCGAUUAUUAUACUUAUCAAGAACAAACCAAAGCUAUUUAUACUGCUGUACGACAUACUUGUUUUUAUAAAAAUAUAACACGUUUUAUAUUUGAUCAUUUUGUUGAUAAAAAAUUUAUAAAUGAAUUUCAACAAUCAAAAACUAAUACAAAACUAUCAAUAUCAAUGAUAUUUAUAACAAAUUAUAAUAUAAUAAAAUAUAAUCGUACACGUGAUCAAACAAUGUGUUUAAGACGACAACCAUAUUCAAGAAAAUAUUGUCAAGAACGUGGUUGUACUGAUGAUUAUAGAAAUAAUUUUAUUGAUAAAUCAUGUGUUGAUAAUGAAUUAAAAUUAGAUAAUUGUGAAAAAUAUUGUCAAUGUAAAUAUCAAUGUCCAAAUGAAACUGAACAAGUUAUUUUAUUAACACCAAUUUUAAAAGCACCAGAAUUAAUUGAAAUAUUUGCAAAAUAUUUUGCAAGUAAACGACAAUUAUCAACAUAUAAAGAUGAAUUUAUAAAACUUAUUGCAUUUAAUUUUGCUAAUGCUAGAGAAAAAGCAGCUAUGGCACAAAUACAUGAAGAUAUGCUUCUUGUUAUAAUCGCAGCAGCAUUAAUUAUUGGUAUAACAGUAUGUUAUUUACGAAGUAUUACAAUAGCUUUAAUUAUUGUUAUUGGUGCUGCAUUAUCAAUUGGUGUAAGUUAUUUUGUAUAUCGUGUACUUUAUCGUAUACCAAUAUUUCCAUUUAUAAAUUUAAUGUCAGCAUUUAUAUUAAUUGGUAUUGGUUGUGAUGAUAUAUUUGUAUUUUUCGAUACAUGGGAUCAAGAAAAAAUUGAAUGGUUAAGAAAAUAUCAAGAUAAACAACAAACUGAUAAUGCAGAUAGUUUAUUAAAUCAUACAAAUAUACAUGAUAUUGUACCUUCAAAUCAAAAAGUAAAACCAAGUAAAUUAAGAAAACCAUCAAAUGCAUUUCAAUCUCGUCAUCGUAUAUGUUUAUUUAAACAUCCAGAAGAAAUUCGUAGAUUAUUAUUACGUGAAGAAGCAUUAAUAGAAAUUAUGUCUAAUACAUUAAAACAUGCUGGUUCAUCAAUGUUUGUUACAUCAUUUACAACAGCAGCUGCUUUUUUUACAAAUAUGUUAACUAAUAUUUCAUUUGUACAAGUAUUUGGUGUUUUUACUGGUACAUGUAUUUUAGUCUAUUUUGUUAUUACAGUUACUGCAAUUGCUGCUUUUGCUGUUAUUUAUGAAAAAUAUAUUCAAAAUAUAAUAUCUCGUAUAUGUUCAAUGCGUUGUAUUGAUAUUGUUAAUAAAUCAUCAAGUAGUAAAGUAUCAAAAUUCUGUCGUCGUUGUACAUCAACUUGUCGAGAUUUUCGAAAUUAUUUUUUUGGUCAUCUAAUGCCAUUACUUAUUAUUAAUCUACGUUAUAUUUUUGUUUUAAUUUUUUUUCUUAUGGGUAUUUUAGGUUUUAUUGGUAUUUUUUAUUAUCCAAAAUUACAUGUACCAUCAACACAAAAAGUUGCCUUCUUUUUAAAAGAUAAUCCAAUGGAAAUAUAUGAAUUUUCAAUGAAAAGUCAAUUUAAUGGUUAUUCAAAAGAAGAUAAACGUUUAUUUGCUUAUCCAGCUGUUUCAUUUAUAUUUGGUAUACAUGAUAUUGAUGAUGGUUAUAUAUUUGAUAUGAAUGAUCGUGGUCAUUUAUAUUUAACACCAAUUCAUUUACAUCGACAAACAACACUUGAAUUUUUUAAAAAUUUUAUAACACAUUUAGGAACACGAAAAGAUUUAUUUACUUCAAAUUAUGAUUUAGAAAAAGAUUUUGAAUCUUUUUAUCAACUUACAACAGAUAAUAUUUUAAUAACUAAAGUUGUUGAUGAUCGAGCUAAAUUAAAUGUAUCAAAAACAAAUCAAUUAAAUAUGAUUAAAUAUCUAAGAAAAAUAAAUAAAACUUUAAUAGAAAAUUUAAUUUCUGAUACAGUACGUACAAUUGAUUAUAAAAUUGAAAAUGAUCAAUCAGAUCAUGAUGAUUAUAUUGACACAAAAUUAGAUCAAAUCAAUUUAACUUUAUAUAAAAUAAGUAAUAAACAAUUAAAACAUCCAAGAAAACCAAUUAUUAUUUAUUCAAAUUAUCGAAAAUUAUUUAAUAGAACAUUAAAAAGAAUUUAUAAAGAACAAAUUCAACAUAGUUAUGAUUUUAAUGAAAUUCGUAUAUCUAUAAAUGGUACAUUACGUGAUGUAUUGACUGAAGAAUAUCAAGGUUCAGCAUUGAAAACAGCUAUGCAAUGUUUGACAGGUGCAGCUGGUGCUAAUAAUGUACCAGCUGAUUUUUGUAACAAACAACUUACGAAACAACGAUCAUUUAAUUGGGCAGUUUUACCUGAUAAACCAUCGCCAAUUGAUGGAAGUGUUCGACCAUUUGCAGUUAUGAUCACUAUUCGAGGUGCCCACAAUCGUACAGAUUAUGAUUCUUAUAAUAAAUAUUAUCUCAAAAUAAAAAAUUUCUUUGAUCCAUAUAUAAAACAAUAUGCACCAGAACAUUUAAAACAUGCUUGGUUUUCUUCACCGGGUUUUGCAUUCUAUGGUAUUCAACGUGAAUUACUUGUUGGUUCCUAUUCUUCUCUUCUAGCAUCACUUGGUAUUGCUCUAUUAGUACUAUUUCUUACAUCAGGCAAUUUAUUUAUUGCAGUCUAUGCUUUAAUUACUAUUACUUUUGCUAUUGUUUCCAAUGCUCGAACAGCUGUUAGUGUUGGUAUAUUUGCUAUAUUAGAAUGGGAAUUAGGCAUUGUUGAAGCUAUUAUUGUCAUUAUGUCUGUUGGUCUAUCAGUAGAUUUUGUUGUUCAUUUUGGUGUUGGUUAUAUUCAUACAGAUUCAAAAGAUAUUGAUUGUGAAAGAAAAAAAAUUGAAAAUCAUUAUUUAUUACAAACAUCUAAACCUGAUGAAAAUGAACAUGAUUAUAAAAUAAGUACUUGGCGUGUUACAUAUAAAGAACAACAAGUCGAACGUGAAACACGUGUAACAGAAUCGGUAUCACGUGUUGGUUCGGCUGUAUUUAUGGCUGCUUUUACAACAUUUGCUGCUGGAUUUUCAAUGACACUUUCAUCACUUUGUGCAUUUCGACAAAUGGGACAAUUUUUAAUGACAAUAAUGUUAACAUCAUGGAGUUUUGCAAUGUUCUUCUUUUUACCAUUAUGUGCGAUUAUAGGUCCAGUUGGUACUUGUGGUUCAAUUCCAUUUUCACGAAUUAUUAAAUGUUUUAAACGAUCUUCACAUGAAAACUCAGAAAAAAAAGAUAUCGAUCAGAUUUAA
Rotaria sordida is the source of this 4284-nucleotide messenger RNA. The record is from the annotation of a GenBank genome assembly. Lineage: Eukaryota; Metazoa; Rotifera; Eurotatoria; Philodinida; Philodinidae.